Cotesia congregata is the source of this 377-nucleotide messenger RNA. NCBI's taxonomy places the organism in Eukaryota, Metazoa, Arthropoda, Insecta, Hymenoptera, Braconidae. The record is from the annotation of a GenBank genome assembly.
CUGAUAAGGUUUAUGUGAUUGAAUGGCGCGACACAAAAAAAAUGCCUCUUGGUGGUUGGAAUUGCUACCACGGCAAAGUGUUAGCAGUAUCUCAUUCCAUAAAAAUUUUAGAAAAAAAAAUUGACAUCAUGGAUGGUGUACGGUCUCCCAGACGAAUAGUUUGCGAAGUAGAUAUAGAAAAUGUAACUGCAUCAACUUCUAAUAGCAAAGAUGAUGCAAGGAUUGAGACCAAUAAUGCUGAACUUGAAUGUCAGAAUCCAAAGAAAAAAUUACGAUUCUCAACAGAUGAAGAUGACAUCCAAUUUAUUGAAUCAACGCCUGAUGAAACUGCUACAGAUCCAGUAAGCAUACUUAGAAUGUUUGUGUUUGGGAGUUAG